GCGCUGAUAACGAUUACCGUUCCAAGUUUUGGGUUAUGAAGGGUUAAAGACCGUGAACUAGCGAUUGCACGCCGAGUGUUGUGUUUGUAUGACAUAUGUAUCCAACUAAAUUUUGUGAUGUUCCAACCCAGUGUUUCUAUUACUACUAUUAUUCUUAACUGAAUCCUUUAUGUGUCGUUUAUGUGUCGUGCAGUGUCUGUGCUACGAGGCGUAGUGGUAACAUCGCGUCGUUCUAUGGUUGUGCGAUUGUAUAAUUCAACCUCGUGACGAUAUCGAUCGCCGGCGAAUCGAUUCAGACGAUGUGCGAGUCACGGGAAAGGGCAGUGACCAAGGGUCCCAUCCGGGUCGGUUUCUACGACAUCGAAAGGACCAUCGGCAAAGGGAAUUUCGCCGUCGUCAAACUGGCUAGACAUCGUAUCACCAAAACAGAGGUUGCGAUUAAAAUAAUCGAUAAAUCUCAAUUGGAUGGCGGAAAUUUGCAGAAAGUUUACCGGGAAGUUGAGAUCAUGAAGCAAUUGGAUCAUCCGCAUAUCAUCAAAUUAUAUCAGGUCAUGGAAACGAAAAAUAUGAUCUACAUAGUGUCUGAAUACGCAAGCCAAGGUGAAAUAUUCGAUUACAUCGCUCGUUACGGUCGAAUGCCCGAGCACACGGCGAGGAGUAAAUUUCUGCAAAUUCUGUCAGCUGUCGAAUACUGCCACGCCAGGAGAGUCGUCCACAGAGAUCUGAAGGCUGAGAAUCUGCUACUGGAUGCCAACAUGAACAUCAAGAUAGCCGACUUCGGCUUUUCCAAUUACUACACCCAAGGCGAACUCUUGGCAACGUGGUGCGGCAGUCCGCCUUAUGCCGCCCCAGAGGUUUUCGAAGGAAAGAAGUACACGGGCCCAGAAAUCGAUAUCUGGAGUCUCGGCGUUGUUCUGUACGUGCUGGUAUGUGGAGCCCUCCCGUUCGACGGCUCCACAUUGCAGACAUUGAGGGAUCGCGUACUGAGCGGAAGGUUUCGCAUACCUUACUUCAUGUCUUCAGAUUGUGAAUCCCUCAUCCGAAAAAUGCUCGUAUUGGAACCAACGCGUCGAUACACGGCCGAACAAAUCAGGAAGCACAGAUGGCUCCAGCAGCACCAGCCCAAUAGUCAGUGCGCAGAACCAAAUGAACAAAUAUUACGACUGAUGCAAAGCUUAGGAAUUGAUCAAGCAAAAACCAAAGAGAGUCUGAAACUUAAUAGUUAUGAUCAUCACGCAGCAAUAUAUUUAUUACUUUUGGAAAGGCUUCGAACUAAUGCUAAUAUAUCUGGAGAUAACAAAACUGGUGAAACCAGGAGACCAUCAUCAGUUGCCGAACAAGCGAUGAGAAGGACUCCUGCUGGAAGUGUUGAUGCUUCACCUGUCAGGUUAUCUUCUGAACAUCACAGCCCACGACAUCAAGUUCAUUCUCCCCAUUUAAGUAGAGCUGCUCAGCACGCUAGUUUAGGCGAUUAUCACCUUCACCAUCAACAAAAUCAACAAUCAUCAAAUCAGCAACACCAGUCCGCGAAUCAACAAUAUAAUACAAGGCCAUCGCCAGUGCAGAAUACUUCUGCUGAUAGUUCUACAAGACUGCCUUUAUUGACAUCAAAUAGCUUCGAUUCGAAGACUAGAAGAUUAUGUAGCAGUGGCACUGAUGGCAAAAUAAGUUGUAAUAUGAACUCAGGUUAUACAAUGAGCGCGGAAGCUGCAAAAUUAUUAGUCACCCUAAGGCAAAGUCCUUUACCGCUCACAACACCGCCUUUUAGAGAUUAUAUGAACCACAUACAGGCCUACGCAUUUCUCCAGAACGCGGGUCAAGAUUUGGUUAAUCCAACUUCUUCGCCCCAACAUAGCAGUAGUCGUUCACAUAAAUCAUCAGACUUUCAUCAGCAAUGUUCUUCAUCAACUGAUGAAGGAUGUGAAACUGAUAUGGAGGACCAAGAACGAGUGCAUAGAUUAAGUUCAUAUGCGAGUUCAAGUUCCAGUAGUGGAGUCGCCGUUGGCUAUCAUUCAAAAUCUUUGAGCUGUGAUUCUGCAUCGUCGAGGAGUACAUUAUCAGCAUUUGACAGUUUGGAAAGACGAUUGUCUAGUGACUGUCCAGGUGAUUGUCCCAGCGAAUUAGCUGGUUCGUUGCCAAGUUGUGCGUCUAACCCCGCGAUAAACGAAAGCGGCAGCAGUACGACAACCUGCGGUUCACCAUGUCCGUCAGGCGCACGCAGCAAAAUCCGUCCAAUGAGUGCUGCCGGCGGUGCAAACGCCGCGUCAAGUCGAAACAGUUCAUGCAACCGCUCUGGAAUGGCCAGGAGAGCCACCACCAGAGUUGGCGGUUCUAGGGCGUACCUAUCGAGAAGUCCAGUAGAUUUCAGAGAAGGCCGACGUGCUAGUGAUGGACUGGUGGCCCAAAAAGUGACUUCACAAACGGACCGCACGAAUAUCGCGUUCGAUAGCAGACGCUUAAAUGAAGCUUGCAAAACACGAGGAGUAUUUGAACUGCAUUUGGUGCAAAGAGAAGCCAAAAUGCUGAAAACCCAAUACCAAACAUCUGUUACUCUCGACGAAAUGAACCAAAGACAAAUGCAACAUGAUCAAUUCGCUUCUCUUGGAUGUAGCCCUGAGAGUUUCGCUUAUGUGGGCUGCGGUAAUUCUGGCCAAAGUACGAAUCCACAAGACGCUGGCAACCUUGACAUCAAGUCACCUCUUCAACAACAGUUGAUGCAACAUCGCCUUUUGCAGCAAAAACGUCAAAUUUUGCAAAAGCAAUGUGCACUAUCCAAUACUUCCGGAGAAAUGAUCAUACCACCAGGAUUACAUCAAAUGACGGCGCUGACUCGUAGACAAAUGUUGCGUCAACAAAGCUAUAAAAUGGCCCAACAAACCCAAAUACUUCCUCCGCUACCUUUGGCUGAACUUGGUGAAAGUUACAUCGAAGAAACGGGUCCUUGUGCAUCAAAUAACGCCGAAAUUCAACAUCAGGAAAGGCUUUUAGCCCAAGAAAAGUAUCAAGAAAGACUUGCCGCACAGCAAGAUCGAUUGCACCCUUUGCAGCAAUCUGACAGACACAUGUCCAAAGAAAAUUUUCUACCUCAAGAUACAGAAAAGUAUCUAUCUCUGCAACAGAGUCCGCAAAGAAGUUGUAAUUCUGCUGCCAGCCAAUUAGCGAAGCAAGAAUGGACAAACUUGACCAGCACCAUGCAAAAUGCUUGCCAUAUUAACGAUUUAAUGGGUAGUCAAGAGUGCGCUCAUAUUACUGCAGGAUCGGGUAGUGGAAGACUUCAAAGUCAGUGGUCCAGUAGUGGCCAUCAUCUACACCAGCCACAAUGGCUUCAAUCCGCGCCAAUACAUCAGCAAUGUUAUCAGGUAUAUGGUUUUCACGAGUGA
Ctenocephalides felis (cat flea) is the source of this 3380-nucleotide messenger RNA. RefSeq names its product serine/threonine-protein kinase SIK2-like. Lineage: Eukaryota; Metazoa; Arthropoda; Insecta; Siphonaptera; Pulicidae. The coding region runs from base 300 to 3380 and encodes 1026 amino acids. The record is from RefSeq and is a predicted model, not a curated record. Gene Ontology annotation, cellular component: cytoplasm. The transcript has 17 exons. Gene Ontology annotation, biological process: intracellular signal transduction; microtubule cytoskeleton organization; protein phosphorylation. Gene Ontology annotation, molecular function: protein serine/threonine kinase activity; tau-protein kinase activity; ATP binding.